Acanthamoeba castellanii str. Neff is the source of this 1449-nucleotide messenger RNA. Its product is annotated as cellulase (glycosyl hydrolase family 5) subfamily protein. Gene Ontology annotation, molecular function: hydrolase activity, hydrolyzing O-glycosyl compounds. The record is from RefSeq and is a predicted model, not a curated record. The transcript has 14 exons. Lineage: Eukaryota; Discosea; Longamoebia; Acanthamoebidae. Bases 1 to 1449 code for a protein of 482 amino acids.
AUGAGGUUGGUUGGCGUUGUGGUGCUCGUGCUGUUGAGUGUCUCUCUCGUGCAGGGCGUCAUCCAGGUGCCGCCGUACUAUCCGAUGGUGGACGGGUUCGACCCGCAGCUGUCCCUGUCCGACAGGGACAUGCAGGACCUCCAGCGCUGGGGCUUCAACGCCCUCCGCUUGGGCGUGAUGUGGCCGGGCGUGGCGCCGACCAAUGGCACCUUCAACGAGACCUACAUCGACGUGAUGGCGUCGAUCAUCAAGAAGCUGGGCAGCUACGGCAUUUACACCAUCGUCGACGCCCACCAGGACCUGUUCACGCGUCAGUGCUGCGGCGAGGGCGCGCCCGAUUGGGCCGUCGACUUUGGCAGCUUCUCCCUGCCCUUCCCCCUGCCUGCCACGGGCGCCACCGUUUUCCCCAAGGACAAGAAUGGAUAUCCUCCGCUGUCUGAGUGCCUCAAGUACGGGUUCGGUCAGUUCUACUUCGCCGAGCAGACCAUGGCGGCGUUCCAGAGCCUCUACGACAACCGACGCGGUAUUCAGGACGGGUUCAUCAGCUACUGGUCGAAGCUGGCGCAGACCUUCAAGGACUCGCCCUACGUGCUCGGCUACGAACUCAUCAACGAACCUUUCGCGGGCAACGUGUAUGCGAACCCGUCGCUCAUCGUCCCGGGCGUGGCCGAUCGGGCCAACCUGUAUCCCAUGUACCAGCGCCUCCACCGCGCCAUUCGGCAGUGGGACGACCAGCACGUGAUCUUCUACGAGUGCGCGACCAACGAUCUGUGGGAGGUGGGAUUCCCGGAGGGACCCGGCGGCCACGCCUACGACGACCGUCAGGCCUUCGCCUACCACAUCUACUGUGGCCCGCAGGACUCGGAUGGUUCGCCGGGUAGUGUAAUCCUGUGCGACGCCGAGGACACCUACUUCUACAGCCUCUACAACUCGACCAUCAAGCGCCUGGGCGGCGGGUACUUCAUGACCGAGUUCGGCGCCAUGGCCAACAACUCGCGCGGCAUCGACAACAUGCGCUACCUCACCGGCCAGGCCGACCGCCACCUCUCCUCCUGGACCUACUGGCAGUUCAAGGGCUACAACGACAUCACCACGUCGUCGCAGCCCACGGCCGAAUCGUUCUACGACGCCGCGGGCGAGCUGGAGGUCAACAAGGUAAAGGCGCUGUCGCGCACCUACGCGAGGGCCAUCGCCGGCACGCCGACCGCGAUGAACUUCGACCCGGAGACUAGCGUCUUCCAGCUCACCUAUAUCCUCAACCUGAAGGUGAGCCAGCCCACGGAGAUCUACCUCAACGAGGAGUACUACUACGCCAACGGCUACGUCGUCUCCGUCGUGCCGAGCCAAAUCGUGCAAGCCAAGUCGCCGGGCAAGAACCUCGUGUGGGUGUACGCCCUCCCGACAGCCACCGACGGCGCCACCAUCACCAUCACCAUCAGCCCCAAGUGA